AAAGAAGAGUAGCCCCUGCUUGCCGCAACUAGAGAAAGCCCGCGCAGCAACGAGGACCCAACGCAGCCAAAAAUAAAUUUAUAUUAAAAAAAAAAUGCCCUCUGACCCCCUAGAAGCUGAAAGUCUUCCGCUGCAAGAUAAUAUCUGGUACGUAGAAACAAUUGAAAGAACAUUGUGCUGAAACUAUGGGGGAAUUAGAGGGCCUUUUAAAAAAUUGUAUCUUUUAUGUGACUGAGGAUGGGUGGAUCUCAGGCCACUUCCGUCUCUAGUUGCUGUUCCCUCUCGCAGAAUUCCUCAUAAGAAUUUUCUAUACGAGCUUUUCCAUUUUGUACUGUUCAGGCACUCCAGUCAGGCUUGCCAUGCCAUUGAAACUGCUUGCUCGUCAGGGUCAGCAAUGAUGACCUAGUUGGGGUCCAAUCCUCUGCCUGCUUGACCUUCAGUAUCAUUGGACAGGGUUGGCUAUUUCUUCUUGAGCCACUUUCUUAGCCUCCCUUCUGCAGCCGUGUGCCGCCUUGCCUCUCCAGUCUCUUGCUGGUUCCUCCGCAUCUUUUCCUGUGGUUUUGUUCUUGUGUGUCUCUACGUCCCCAUUUGAGACCAUCUACAUUUCAUGGCUUUGAUACGAUCUAUAUUGAAGACCCAAAUUUGUAUCUCCAACUGUCCUGAACUCUAGAAUUCUCAGAUUGUUUAUUUGAUAUUUUCAUUCAGUUAUCUGGUAAGCAUCUCGAUCCUAAUAUGUCCCAAACUAUACCUGGUUUUGUUAGGACUUUACUCCUGGUAUUGCUAAGUGUAUCCAGACCACGGUCAGCAGUGUCCUUGACUUCUGCCCACUGGAUGCCAGUAGUACCCUGUCAGUUGUGACAACCAAAAAUGUCCCCAGACGUGGUCAAAUGUCCCCUGGGGAUCAAAACCACCCAGUUGACAACUACUGUUAAAGCAACAACAAAAUUAUUGAAAGUACCACACGAUCCCUGGAACAUUCUAGGUACUCAAAAAUUGUGUCCUAAUUUUCCAAAAUUUGGUUCUGCUUUUCUCACCCUAAUCAUCCUUGAUUAUAUGUCUAAUAAUAGCUCUUAUUUGUUGGUAUAGGAUGUACUCUGAAGUCUCAGUGGCUUAAUACAACAAAGAUUUCUUACAAUGUUUGAUACAUGUUGGGUGACCAAGGCAGCUGUUCUCCAUGUGGUGAUGCAGUGAUUCAGAUCACCUCCACUUUGUGGUUCUACCAUUUUAGCACAUGGUUCCCAUGAUUCCAGAGGCAAGGGAAGAAAAAGUUGGCAAACGUGCACCAGCUCGUCUAUGCUUACGUCCUGAAAUAAAUGACACUUGUUCUCAGCUCACUGACCCUCGUGCAUCACGUGAGCCAACCUGACUGCAAGGGAGGCUAAGAGAUGAGGCAGAUCCUGUGGUUAUUUGAGCUCCACAACGGCCAGGUCCUCACAGUUCUCCGGAUUGACAAUACCUGUGCACCCAUCUCCUUCGAUCUGGGAGCCGCCGAAGAACAACUGCAGACCUGGGGCAUUCAGGUCCCGGCUGAGCAGUACAGGAGCCUGGCUGAGAGUGCCCUCUUGGAGCCCCAAGUGAGAAGAUACAUCAUCUACAACUCGAGGCCUAUGCGGCUGGCCUUCGCUGUGGUGUUCUAUGUGGUGGUAUGGGCCAACAUCUACUCCACCAGCCAGAUGUUCGCCCUGGGGAACCACUGGGUGGGUGUGCUGCUCGUGACCCUGGCUGCCAUGAGCCUGACCCUGACUCUUGUGCUCAUUUUCGAGAGACACCAGAGGAAGGCCAACGCCAACACGGAUCUGAGGCUGGCGGCUGCCAACGGAGCCCUCCUGAGACACCGGGUGCUGUUGGGGGUGACAGACACGGUGGAAGGCUGCCAGAGUGUGAUUCAGCUCUGGUUUGUCUACUUCGACCUGGAGACCUGUGUGCAGUUUUUGUCCGACCAUGUUCGAGAAAUGAAGACGAGCCAAGAGUCCUUGCUGAGAAGCAGAUUGAGCCAGCUGUGUGUCGUCAUGGAGACUGGGGUGAGCCCCACAGUGGCCGAGGGGCCGGAGAACCUGCUGGAGGAAGCUCCUCUCCUGCCCAGCAGUCCUCGUCCCUCGGAGAGGCCACUCAUGCAGACCGAACUUCGCCAGCUUAUUCCUGAGGCUGAGCCGGAGGAAAUGGCCCAGCAGCUGCUGGCAGUGUUUGGUGGCUACUACAUCCGGCUCCUGGUGACCUCUCAGCUCCCCCAGGCGUUGGGCACACGACACACAGACUCUCCAAGGAUUCCAUGCCCCUGCCAGCUCAUAGAAGCCCACAUCCUGGGUACAGGGUGCUGCCCAUUCCUGGCCAGGUGACCUAGGGGCGAAGGUACUCAUCUUCUUCCAAGGCUGAAGGUGAGAAGUCUGGGAGGCCUCAGGAGCCCAAGGUGGCCGACGGUGAGCCCUAGGCGAGGAGAGCAGCAUCUGGGGGCACUCUGAGGCUGUCAGUCAUGUCAGCACUGUGAGUAUCGUGCUCACUCCAGGACCCUGCACAAGAAUGGCUUGUCAACAUCCCACACUGACCCCUGGCCUUUGCAGAAGCCGAUGGUCCCACUCUGAGGUACUUUCGGUGCUGCUUAGAACUGUGGGCAUGGAUGAAAGGGCCACCCGCACACCCCUUUCAUUGUCUGGAGAGCCCAGGAAAUGUGAAGAUGACCAGACUGGACUGAAUGUGUGUCCAAAACUUGGUCUCAGGUGAUGCUUCUGUCCCCACCCCCUUCUUGUCAGAUGGAGACUCAGGGAGGACACUGCUCUUUGUGGCAUCGCCUUGGGCCCCUUAGAUUAUAAGAAGCCUCUUCCCAAUCUGAAGUGAAGAAGUAAAUUCUCAGAAUGUUCUCCAUUUUUAAGUUGUUUUUUCCCUACAUUUUCUGAAAAAAGAUGGCACUUGGGCUUGUAUGCUAGCACACAGGCCUUGAGGAGUAGGAAACAAACGGCCUGUAACUGCUAAUGGGAAUAUUUGGAAGAGACUGAUCCUGUCUGAUUGGAGGACAUAUUUUGUUCACAGCAUGCUUGCUUGUGGGAUGGUUUCAUACUGCAGACGGAGAAUGGCCGUGUGUUCCUUAACACUAACACUGUCCUGGAGUGAAGCGUAAUCUGUCACUUGUGGAAUUCCAUGAAGAGCUCAGAGGCUGCCAGGUGCUCUGCUUCUGAACAAGUUUGAAGACCCGUUGUUCCCUAGGCCCAAAUCCAAAAGCCCUAGCCUGGCAUUUAAAGGCUCCCCAGCUCCUAAGGCCUGGCCUUCGUCUGCAAUUUUGGCUUCAUCGCCCGUAAAAAUCCUUCGUAGGUUGAAACUCUUUUCCUGGACUGACAUACCUGUUCCUUUGUAUGUGCUGGGCUCCUAUGCAUGCUUUUGUAAAAAAAAAUUUUUUUUAAUUGAGGUAUGGUUGACGUAAGAUAUAUACAAGGUUCAGGUGUACAACGUAGUGAUUCACCAUUUUUAAAUGUUAUACUCCACUUACAGUUAUUAUAAAAUAUUGACUGUAUUCCCUGUGUUGUACAAUAUAUCUUUGUAGCUUAUUUAUUUUAUACAUUGCAGUUUGUACCUCUUAUCCCCUCCCCCUAUCUUGCCCCUCCCCCUCCUAUGCAUGCUUUAAUGCUCAGCUUUCCUUACCCCUCCUUCAGGAAGCCUUUCAACAUAGCCAGACCUGCCACUCUCUGCCUCCUUUAUUUUUUUAUUUUUAUUUUUAAAAAAUUACCUCUUAAUCCAUGAAUCCAAAUCAUCUCACUUUUUUUGUUUGUUUGUUUUGUUUCCCACGCCACGUGGCUUGCGGGAUCGUAGUUCCCCGACCUUGGAUUGAACCCAGGCCACCGCAGUGAAAACACCGAGUCCUAACCACUGGACCACCAGGGAAUUCCUGACUCUGCGGCCUUUAAAUUCUUGAUGUAGUUGCUGCUUUUAUUCAUGUUUUAUGUUAUUGAUUCUGUUUUCCUGUGCAUAUACCUAUUCUUCUAGCUAGACUAUAAGCUCCUCAAGGACAAAGACUGCACCUUGUACUUUUUGUGCAUGACCUGGACUUGCUAAGGAAAAAAAUCCUGUGGACUGAGUGCUUUGUCAUCUCUAUAGUAGCUUUUGCAAAUUACUCUCUGUACUCAGUUGAAUGAUGAAGUUGUCACAGACUGGGGUUCUGGUCCUGAACUGCCACUUUUAGCUAUGUAACUUUAGGCUGGUCCUCAGUCUACACAUCUGUAUAGUGGGUAGAUUGGAUGAUUCUUAAUGGCCCUUUCAAAGCCAAAGAUCUGGGAAUUUCCAUCUUUUUCUGUUCCAUUUUAACCCUUGGCCUUUCUCUCUGUUAUGCCUUUAUCUACAUGCAGAAAGGUUCUAUAGACCCACACAGGUGAGGUGUCCCAGACCUGAUACCCCUUUGGAUGGAACACUGGCCUAGCCAGCAGGAGAGCUGUAUUCUCAUUUCAGAUCUGCUACUUCUUAGCAGUGUGACCUUGGCUAGGUUAACCUCUCUGAAUGUCAGUUCACUCUAUAAAUGAACCUGGUGAACAUGAAAUGUAAUUAUGUGGGUGACUUACCAUGUAAGAGGUGAAUCUGACUGUUCACUUUCUCUGGGCCAGAGAAGACAAAUCAUGUACAUAGACCAGCCCUUGGAAAUGGCUCUUUUAGGCAUUUCUCGUCAGCCGACAAAUGCUGCGGCCCGCUUUGCUCAAUGAGAAUUAUUCAUGAAGGCGAUCAUUGUCUUUCUCACCUGCCACAGCGGAAGUGUGGGCUGUGAAUGUGAUCAGUAGUAGCCCAUAUUUAUCAUCCAACCAUAAAACCCUGGUAAGUAUAAUAACAGAGAAUAAAAAUGUGUGUGUUUUGACCAAACAGCAGUUUCUCCAUUUGACAGCCUCCUUAAAGGACCCUCGAUGUGUUGUUUCCUGCCUUUUCCUCUCUUUAGAGUUUCUGGUGGUGUCACCCAGUGGGUAGGGCAUUCAGGUGUGCCCAUGAGGUACAUUUCUUCGCAUUUGAGCCUCAGUUUCCUCUUUUAGAAAAUUCUGUGAUCUCUGUCUUGCCUGCUUCACAGGGUUGCUGUGAAGAUGAGAUUCCACAAAGGAACAUGUGCGCCGUUUCAAAGCUCUGUGUUGAUGGCAGGCAUGGAGCUGGUGAAGGUGGUGCCAUGUCGUGAAGUGGGAGCGGAGGGCUUGGAUUCUAGAGUCACAGGUAUUCAAAUCCAAGGGCUGCCACCUAGGAGCCGCGUCCCUCCCAUCCUUGGGUCUCAGUCCUCAAGUGUGGAAUGGGGUAAGUGUGCCUACCUGGCAGGUGAUUGUGAAGAUUAAAUGGUAUACAAAAUGUAAAGUGCUUGCAACUGUGAGUCGCAAACUUGAGUAAGCGCUCAAGAAAUUGUUGCUAUUAUUAUUUUUUUUAAUCUCUCACUAUGUCUUAAAUGCUGUAGGUGCCCGACUUAUGCUUUUGUGGAUGAUGUAGUUCAUUAACAGUUAAUGUUUAUUCAUUCUGCGUCAGACCUCAGUUACUCCAGCACCAUGGGGUGUAUUUAUGUGAAUAAAGAUUCUACUCUUUAUUCUUUAAUCUAGGGAAGAUUCUGCUUCCCUAGCAGGGAAGUUAAGCACAAGCUGGUUGGUGACGUUGGGCCAGAUGCUCACCCUCUCUGUUCUUCCUCAUCUAUUAAGGGGGCAUGUGAUAAUAGGGAGAUGAAUUGAGGUGACGCAUGCAAAGCACAAGGCCUGGUUCAUAGUGUGGUCCAUAGUAAGGGCUCCGCCAUCUGAAGAUGACUUUUCUUCAGCUGCUGCAUACUGUUUUCUACCUGUGUCUAUUUGUGUGAGUUUUUACUUACCUUAUUCAAAUCUAUAUCCUUACUGAUUUUGGUUGGUUGGUUCUAUCAGUGACCAAAGGAGGAAACUCUCCAGCUAGGAUUGUAGAUUUUCUGUUUCUCCUUUUACUUUUGACAAAGUUUUUUUUUUUUAAUUACACAGUUUAAAAAAUUGAGAUGUAAUUAACAUACCAUAAAAUCCACCAUUUUAAAGUAUAAAAUUCAGUGGUUUUUAGUAUAUUCACAAGAUUGCACAAACAUCACCACUAUUUAAUCCUAGAACAUUUUCAUCACAUCUUCCCCCCACAGAAUCCCCCUACCCAUUUGUAGUCACCCUGUGACUCCCUGUCCCCAGCCCCUGACAAUCACUGGUCUACUUUAUCUCUCUGGAUUUUCCCAUUCUGGACAUUUCACAAAUGGAAUCAUGCAGUUUGUGGCCUUUUAUGUCUGGCUUUUUCACAUAACAUAAAGUUUUCAAGAAUCAUCCAUAU
Molecule: messenger RNA, 6267 nt
Organism: Delphinapterus leucas (beluga whale)
Lineage: Eukaryota; Metazoa; Chordata; Mammalia; Artiodactyla; Monodontidae
Gene: TMEM268
Product: transmembrane protein 268
Source: RefSeq, a predicted model, not a curated record